AUGGAUCUUAACCCUUUAGGGUUUGGUGCCCAUACUAGUAACGGCUUGCACACCAGGAGUGCUCCACUUAAUUUAUCUUUUUUUUUUUUUUUUUAUAUAAUUUUUUUUAAUAUUGUUUGUACAGUGAAGAGAUUUUGUGAGCCCAAGAAGCAUCGAAGGUCAUGGCUUGUGUGGUUCUAUGACACCUCCAAACAGGGUCUGGGAGCUAUGAUUGUCCACUUUUGCAAUGUGUUUCUCUCAGAAGCUUUCAAAGGAGACCCAUGUACUUGGUACAUAAUUAGUUUUUUACUAGACUCCACACUAGGCUUGGUCAUCAUUUGGGCAGGAAUUAGGCUCAGUAUUUAUAUUGGUCAGAAGCAGGGAAUGCCCACCAUUAUCUUUGGAGAGUAUGGUCGUCCUCCAUCGGUGCGUGCUUGGGGUCACCAGUGUGCUUUGUAUGUGGGCAUUAUGGUUGUAGUGAAAGUGGUCAUCACAGGGCUGUUAGCUCUCCAGUUCUGGUCUAGUGUGAGAGAUCUCAUAUUGGCUCCCAUUACUGACCCACAAGUUCGAGUAGUCAUUGUCGUUCUAGUCAUUCCCUUUUUCAUUAAUGCUCUCAUCUUCUGGGUGACAGACAACUUCUUAAUGUUGAAGGUUAAACGCCCAGAAAGAGAUGAAGAGAGUGCUUUUCAGGAUGGCUCCUCUUCUACUUCUUCAAGAAUCUCUAAGGUUCGCUACAAGCGUCGUGAUGUGCAGCAUGAGGAUGAAUCCGACAUUCUCCUUUCUUUGUCUAAUGAUGAUGAACUAUUAGGCAAGCAUGAGAAUCUACAGGAAAGGCAUGUUGGGCGCACUAUUACAUAACAUAUUUUAGGAUUUUUUUUUAUUGAAGAUGCAUCUUCAGAAGUAUAUAAUUUUGCACUGAAUGUGAGAUAUAUAGUGGAAAGAUCGUUCAGGCAAAAGUACUCUAGGAAUUUUGAAAGUAAAUUCCUAUAAUAUAUUUACCAUGUUUAUGCAACUGAUGCAGAUAGUGUCUUAUCAUUAGUUUUAAAACCUUUUGGAACAUUUUUAUGGUUCCACUAUAUUAUAUUGAUUAUAAAAUAUUUUUGCAGUAUUAGAACGAUGUGUAUAGGUACCCUGUACUUUUUUUAUAGUUGAAUUUACAUUUUGCAAAACAAAGGCCCAGACUAAGUUGGUAGUACCUUACAUUGUUGGCUUUAUAUUGAUAAGGCCUUGUAAUAAAGGCUGAUGCCACCCCUCACUUACAAGGUGAUGCAGUAGUUUAAAGAUUCCUAGGCAUUCAUUAAUUCUUCCGCACUCCAGAAUUUUUGUUGGAGCAGAAUUUAGAGGUUCCUAAUGAAAAUUUGACUUCCAGUAUGUACAUGUAAUUAUAGGCCCUAUUUUUUUACUUUACAUUAUAAAUUUCAAUUAACGCUAAAAGCAAAAUUGUGUAGUCAUGUUGGCGUGAUCAUUAAUUUUAGUGCAUUAAUGGUGCUUUAUGGCAUUGACAUACUAGUGGAUUUGUCAAAAUGUAAAAACAUAUUUUUUAUGAAUACUACAAAUUUUCUAGAUACAGUAUAGUCCUCAUUCUAACACCUGGCAUUUGUGAUGCUUAAGACAGUGUUUUCAUUGAAAUUUUGCAUUAUAUAUGGGUGUUCAAAUAUAUAAUAGAAUUUCGAGGUUUUAGUACUUUAGGUCAAAAGGAAGUGUUUUAAGUCACUUAAUGUUAAUCAGAAUGUAUAUUUUAGUACUGAACUUCAUAUCAGUACUUGCCAUUGAAAUAUAUUUUUUCAACUGCAGUGUUUUAGCAUUUUCUAUCAAUGAACAUAUAAGUUCUUCCAUAAUUAUAUUAGAAAAUGUUAAGUUUUGUAAAUGCUUUUGUUGAGGAUAAUAUUUCAAAGAAUCUAAAUAAGAGAUUCUGAAUAGUUUUUAGAAACUAGGUAUCAAUGGCAUCUUGUUUAUACUGAUAAUAACAAAGUGCCCAUGAUCAUAAAUUUGUAUUCAUAAAAACUAUGUCAUUGUUGUCUCAGAUUUUACUUCAUUGCUCUUGGAUGGUGAUUUAAUAUUUAUUGUAUAAAAAGAGUUCCUAUUCAGAAUGUAAUUGUGGCAUUUAUCAACCAAAUUGUGGUUAAAAAAAGCUUACCACCAGUGCAAGUGUAGAAUUCUCUUAUUAAUUUGGGCAUUCACAUACAUAUGUGGUAAAGCUUUAACAAACAAAUUGAAGGACAGACUUUUAGAAAUGUUCAUAUUAGUAGAUUGAGUCAAGAUUCCUUCAAGUUUUUUUCCUCUACUCAUGCCAUUUUCCAUAUAGGAAGGGUGACCUUAAAAAAUACUAACUAUCACAGCUUAGCUGCCUUCCUAGGAGGGCAAAGGUGUUGUAGAGCAGUGCUGAACUUAAACUGCAAUGUUUGCACCUUGAGUGCAGCCACCAUUUCCCCUACUUAAAAAUUUCUAGCUGGUUUUCCCCAGAGUUCCUUUACAGAUACAUGGUUGCUUUUCUCAUAAUCCAUGCCAGAUUUUGUAGAUCACUCCCUUUGCUCCAGUUGAGAAAUUUUACAUGUUGAACAUUCAUAAUUAAUGAAUGUAACAAUUCAAAUGGAGUGAUGAUGCUUGAACUCUCUCUCUGGCAGUCUUAAAAAUAAACAAGCCUUAGCCAACAUUUGGCUAAUCUACCAGGUUAGUAAUUCUAUAAUUGCCAGACUUUAAGAUCAAACACCAUUAUUCCUUUUGAAAUGUUUAUUUAUACCUCCUGAAUAUCAAAAUACUCUAGCCACCUCUUUCACACACUAACUUGUUUAAAUUUAUGUUUAUUAACCCUUUGACUGUCGCAAGCCCCUUUCUGAAACUGUCAUUCUAUGUUGCAAAAUUUUUGGGGAAAAAAAAUUAUUUUUUCUUAUGAAAUGAUAGAGAAUCUUUUCCCAAUGGUAAUGACACCAAAAGUACGAAAUUUGGUCAAAAACUCACGGAAUUACGCUCCCACGAAGCUAGCGGUCUCGGCGACAUACGCAUCGCUGAUUUUGCCGACUUUGAGCCCUGUUUUUGGCCAAUUCCAUUGUUCCAGUUGACCAAACUCAUAGCUAUUUCUUUAGAGCUCCAUUUUUUUCUAUCAGUUGAGUACAAGAAACCGCCCAUUUACCUAUUUGAACUACCCAAUAAGGUUGCCAGAAAUUGGCAAUUUGGCCAAUUUCACGCAUAUUAAAAAAGAUGCCAAUUUCAAAAUUGGCAGAAUAAACAAUGUAGACAUUCUUGGCACUAAAAUAACAUAUCCUCUGUUCAUUAGCCACGUCUCUAGGCCCCUCAUAUAUUACUAUUGCUUUCUAUUUUGAUUUUUUAUUCAUACAAAAAAUACAAAAUUUACUGUUAUGCAGACUACUGCAUUAUUGUAAAAAUGGUAUAAAUAAUAUCAGUGCACUAGUGAAAGAAUAUUAGACUCCCCAGUCGACGUGUAUUGGAUGUGUGGUGUGAUUUGCUUACUCCUGAACAUUGGUAAAAAUCAAACAUUUCCACUAGUUUGAGCUCAAUUUCAUGGUCGUUUUCAUCGUGAAACUCAUCAAAAUCAUCUCUAUUUCUGUAAUAUGUUUUCCAUUUUAUCACACGAGACCAUGAAAACGAGAAUACAAUGAUUAAUACUAUACGAAAAUAUACCUCAAAGUUGGCGUUUUAAUCCCAAAAAACGGUCAGUUUUGUUUUUUCUCAUUAUAAACUGCGUGCUGCAGGAUUUUUUUUAUGUGGUGCACACUGACCACACAGACCCAUUCUCUCACAUGUAGGCCUACCAGCUUUCUCCUGCUUGAUUUGAAGCCGCUAGAAUUUACGCGCAUUAAUACGUCCGAAACACUGGCUCGUAAGACGUAUAUAUACGACCAGAACAGUCAGAGGGUUAAAUCUUCCUUUCUUUCAACACACCAGCCGUAUCCCACCGAGGCAGGAUGGCCCAAAAGGAAAAAUGAAAGUUUCUCCUUUUACAUUUAGUAAUAUAUACAGGAGAAAGGGUUACUAGCCCCUUGCUCCCGGCAUUUUAGUCGCCUCUCACAACAAGCAUGGCUUACAGAGGAAGAAUUCUGUUCCACUUCCCCAUGGAGGUAAGAGGAAAUAAACAAGAACAAGAACUAGAAAGAAAAUAGAAGAAAACCCAGAGGG
Cherax quadricarinatus is the source of this 4113-nucleotide messenger RNA. NCBI's taxonomy places the organism in Eukaryota, Metazoa, Arthropoda, Malacostraca, Decapoda, Parastacidae. The record is from RefSeq and is a predicted model, not a curated record.